AUGUUCCCAAACUUCAAAUCACCUGCAGAUCAAGACACUAGGAUCGAUGUAAGCGGUCAUCAGCCCCUCCAUCCCAAUAUCCCUACCAAGGCUUUUGAUGUGGUUGUUCUGAGGAAGAUCAGAGAGCUCUAUGUGCUGAUAGUUGCAGACUCCACCAAGGAUACCUCAGCACUGAGAAUGAUGAAUAAACCCGACUCAUGUGAACACCCUGUAGCCUCAGAAGCCAACAGAACUAUUAACAUAGCUGCUAAUCCCCACAAAAGCAAGAUGGAUCAUUUAGUAAUCACUGACACAUUGCAAACAGAAGCAUUAUACAGGGGGCAGCUUUCACAAAGGUCUGAACUUGAAUCCCUUCCAAAAUCUGCAUGUUCCCUUUCCUACAAAGGCUUCAAGCCCAGAGAUUUGGAUCUACAUACAAUAUGGGAAAAGCCAGUUAGUCUAAGUAAGCCAGGUUUACCACUGGAUGUAAAGAGUGAGGAAAGCAGAAUUUUGUUACAGAAGCUUUGGCAUCAAGAAGCAUAUCAGCCUGCAUGGAGAUCAGAGGACAGGCCAUGAGAGACAGCACUGCCUGCAUGGAUCUCUAGCUGUGAGGUUCCUUGACGCCAGACAGCACUGCUGGAGCUGUAGCAUUCAUUCUCAAAGACAGCAGCACAAAAACAUUUUCAUGAUUCCAUAAGAGAGACAAAAUACUUCAGAGGUAACAGUACUAAGGGAAAGAGACAUAAAUUCUAUGGUUUCAAUGAUUUUUAUUUCUUUAACAAACAUGUUCCUUUGUCCUUUAAAAAUAGAGUAACAAAUAAAAAGUACCUCAAUACCAACCAUCCGUCCUUUCCUAGAGAACCACAACAAAUUCAAACAGUAAAGAGAAGAGCAGCUAGGGUAGCCUGGGCAUGUGCAGCCUAUCUGAGAAGACCAGAAGAGACUGUCUUUCUAGAGGCUGUGAAAACGUGA
Molecule: messenger RNA, 951 nt
Organism: Phalacrocorax carbo (great cormorant)
Lineage: Eukaryota; Metazoa; Chordata; Aves; Suliformes; Phalacrocoracidae
Source: RefSeq, a predicted model, not a curated record